Molecule: messenger RNA, 695 nt
Organism: Capsicum annuum
Lineage: Eukaryota; Viridiplantae; Streptophyta; Magnoliopsida; Solanales; Solanaceae
Product: serine/threonine-protein kinase Nek6-like
Exons: 2
Source: RefSeq, a predicted model, not a curated record
AUGAGUGAGGCAGUUGUUUGCAAUGGAUAUGAUCAACAGGAGACUAUCUCACAAACAGAAACUAUGAUCACUCCAAGCUCGUCAAGUUCAAGGGAAAAAACAUGGUCCAAGGAACAAGAGCAUGUUUCUCCGGAGCAUGUUAGUCGAUUUGACGAGGGUGAUACGAAGAAUAACAAGACAAAAGAGCUUGAGGUGUUGAGCAGUCCACUGGACCAUGAGGAAGCGGAUAUAGUGGAAUGUAUCUCCGCAAAAUCUAGCAGAAUGACAUUGUCUGAUGGAAGAUUCAACGAUAAAACACGAUCCUUCGAUGAAGAAAGCACUUCAUCUAAUUCACAGUCGGCAAAACCAGAUCCAGAGGCAGCACCAAGAUGCUGUGUUGCUAAAACUGAAAAUGGUAGCGAGUGUAGAGAAGUUGCUAUUGACUGCUUGUCAACUGAAAGCGAUGGUUCACUUCUACACAAAGACGAGCUAGAAAAGAAAGCAACCGCGGUUUCGCAGCUCAAGUCAUUAGCCGCAUUAGAUAGUAAGGAGGACAAAGACGACUGGGGUAAUCCCACUGAACAAAGAGCUGAAGCUUUGGAGUCUCUUUUGGAGGUUUAUGCGCGACUACUUAAGCAGGAAAAAAUCGGUGAGCUUGCUGGUGUGCUGAAACCAUUCGGGGAUGAUGGAAUGUCUUCUAGAGAAACAGCAAUCUG